AUGCGCGUGACCCGCUCCGUUUCGUCGCCCAGUUGUCGGCGGCGACGAUCAGGGCGACUAGCCCAGGGGCGGGCAUUACACGUGUUCGCCUGGCCUCGCCGAAGGCAUCAAUCAUCGGCGCCCCUGGAUACACGCAGCACUGCUCCCCCCUUUGGGCCCUUCGCCCCGAUCUUUCGCCUCUGGAGGUGGGCCCCCGUCCUGGGCCCGCCGGCGGCGCCGCGCGGGCGGGACUGGGUGCUGGCCGCGGGCGAGGGCGGGGGGCUGCACGACGUGACGCGCAGGUACGCCGCGCGCUGGACCGCCACGCUGGCCGCGCGCGGCUCGCUGGGGCGCCGCUUCGAGGCGCUGGUGGCCGCCCUGGCCGAGCCGGGCGCGGCGGGAGAGCUGGACAGCCAGGCCGUGAGGCUGGCGCGGGCCGACCUCCUCGACGAGGAGUCGCUGGCGAGGCGGGCGCAGCGCGAGCCGGUGCCGACGUCUCGCGCGGGCUUCAAGCGCCACUGCGGGUACGUGCUCGAGUCGCAGCUGCGCCAGAACGAGGUGGUCCACCCGGCCGGGGCCCGUCCGGCGGGGCUCUUCCGCGGGCAGGAGAGGAUCUGGCGCCGGGCCGACGUGCAGGAGUUGCGCUCCCCAGCGCAGUGGCGGCGGCAGGGCCGCUGCGUGCGUCAGGGCGAGCGGGCCGUCAAGACGCUCCGGGGCGGCAGCGCUUUCCAGAUGCCGCUGUACGGCGCGUGGCAGACAGAGCCCGCGCCGGAAGAGGCCCCCUCGGCGCCGGCCGCGCAGGACCAGCUCGGCCCCAUCCCCGGCGUCAACAACUACGGCAACCUGGAGCUGAUCGGGCCUGGGGCCGCGCAGGCCCUGCCGCCCGGCGUGGUGCACGUGCCGGACGACGGGCCCGUCGUCAGGUCGGUCGCGGCCCGCCUGGGCGUGGAGUUCGCCCCCGCGGUGGUGGGCUUCGCGCACGAGCGGGGGGGCGCGGUGAAGCCGCGGUUCGGCGGCGUGGUGGUCUGGCAGCGCGACGCGCCCGCGGUGGCGGAGGCCGCGGCGGCGGAGAGGGAUCGCCUGGAGGCGGCGAAGGAGCAGAAGACGGCCGAGCGGCUGGAGUCGGCGUGGCGGCUCCUGGUGAAGAACGUCCUGGUGGACCUCUACGUGGAGGGGAGGUACGCCUCGGCAGGGUGA
Messenger RNA from Prorocentrum cordatum, 1176 nucleotides. Lineage: Eukaryota; Dinophyceae; Prorocentrales; Prorocentraceae. The record is from the annotation of a GenBank genome assembly.